Molecule: messenger RNA, 540 nt
Organism: Glycine soja
Lineage: Eukaryota; Viridiplantae; Streptophyta; Magnoliopsida; Fabales; Fabaceae
Product: cleavage and polyadenylation specificity factor subunit 2-like
Exons: 5
Coding region: 142-540 (132 amino acids)
Biological process (GO): mRNA 3'-end processing by stem-loop binding and cleavage
Cellular component (GO): mRNA cleavage and polyadenylation specificity factor complex
Molecular function (GO): RNA binding
Source: RefSeq, a predicted model, not a curated record
GUUUUUCCUAUUUUCUAUCAGGGUGGAAGUGAUAUAAAUGGAAAACUAGAUGAAGGUGCUGCAAGUUUGAUACUUGAUACAAAGCCAUCAAAAGUCGUAUCUGAUGAAAGGACUGUGCAAGUCAGGUGUUCAUUGGUUUAAAUGGAUUUUGAAGGACGUUCAGAUGGAAGAUCCAUUAAAAAUAUUCUCUCUCAUGUGGCUCCCUUGAAGCUGGUUUUGGUGCAUGGAUCAGCUGAAGCUACAGAGCAUCUGAAACAGCACUGCCUGAAGCAUGUCUGUCCACAUGUUUAUGCUCCCCAAAUUGAAGAGACAAUUGAUGUUACCUCUGAUUUAUGUGCUUAUAAGGUUCAACUGUCUGAGAAGCUCAUGAGUAAUGUACUCUUCAAAAAGCUGGGAGAUUAUGAAAUAGCUUGGGUUGAUGCUGUAGUAGGGAAGACAGAAAAUGAUCCGCUUUCGCUGCUCCCUGUUUCUGGAGCAGCUCCUCCGCUUUCACUUUCGCUUUUCCUUUAUAAAGUUUCCUUCUGCUUUAUGAUCCAUUAA